Messenger RNA from Lutzomyia longipalpis, 1995 nucleotides. RefSeq names its product frequenin-1. Gene Ontology annotation, molecular function: calcium ion binding; calcium sensitive guanylate cyclase activator activity. The record is from RefSeq and is a predicted model, not a curated record. NCBI's taxonomy places the organism in Eukaryota, Metazoa, Arthropoda, Insecta, Diptera, Psychodidae. The coding region runs from base 914 to 1477 and encodes 187 amino acids. The transcript is spliced from 8 exons.
UGACCCGGAGAGCUUUCUGCUGCUCACCAGAGCUUUCUGCUGCUUACAGGCUCAUUCGGGCAAUCAGUGUGUCAGAAGCUCCCAUCAGGAGAAGAUUGUUCCAAUGUGUUUGGUGUAUCUUUGUAGAAUAUUUAGUUUGUCUGUGUGGUAAAAAAAAGAAGAAAAAGGAGAGAUAAAAAGCGAUUAUUUAGGGGCACGAAAAGCAAAAAUUUCUCUGUAAAUAUCAUCCAAUUGUUAAUUGGUGUGUAAUGCAAAAAAAUAAUCUGGAGAUAGGACGAAAAGAAAGUUAUAUAUUGUGAAAUUACAAGUUCACUUCAAGGAGAAGGAUAAUAUAUAUACAUACAUAGAAACGUGAAGGAAGGAUAGAGCUGGGAAAAAAGUAUAUAUAUAUAGAUGAGCAAAGGAAAUCAAAUUGGAAAAUAAUGUGAUUUUGCCCUAAAAGAAAGAAGGAAUUUCUUAUAUGGUGAAGUGAAAAAUAAAAAAUUAACUUGUGUUGUGUUAUUUAAAUAGAGAAGAAACUUAAACUAAAAUAAAAACUAUGAUGGCACAUAGAGACUAACAGAGAACACUAAAAAAGGAAAAAAAAAGAAAGAAAACUAACGAGAGUACAGUGAAAGCUAAAACCUGUGAUUAAUUACCAAGGAAAAUAGUACGACAAAUUGAAUUGAGUGGAAAGUGUUGUUAUUUAGGGAUGUUUGAAUGGCAUCAGGUUUAAAAGUUUAAUUGGGCAGCAAUUAUCCUUGGGGGGAGAAUUUGCCCUUUUAUUUCAAAUGUAAGAAGAGCAAAAUCGGCCACUCCACUCCCUUCUCUUCUUCAUUGUGUGAAUAGAAGUGGAUAAAGAAAAAAAAACGAUUAAAUAUAAUAAAAAGUCGUACUAAUAGUGAUAGUUUGAGGUCUUUCAACAUCGCACAACAUGGGAAAGAAAAAUUCUAAACUAAAGCAGGAUACAAUUGAUCGAUUAACAACAGCUACGUACUUCACUGAAAAAGAAAUUAGACAGUGGCAUAAAGGAUUUCUCAAAGACUGUCCCAAUGGAUUGCUAACAGAGCAGGGUUUCAUCAAGAUUUACAAGCAAUUUUUUCCACAAGGAGAUCCCAGUAAAUUUGCAUCUCUUGUCUUUCGAGUAUUUGAUGAAAAUAAUGAUGGUUCAAUUGAAUUUGAGGAAUUUAUUCGAGCACUCUCAAUUACGUCCAGAGGAAAUCUCGACGAGAAGCUUCAUUGGGCUUUUCGCUUGUACGACGUUGAUAAUGAUGGCUACAUUACACGUGACGAAAUGUACAACAUUGUGGAUGCAAUUUACCAGAUGGUGGGGCAGCAACCACAAACAGAAGAUGAAAAUACACCACAGAAACGUGUUGAUAAGAUUUUUGAUCAAAUGGACAAAAAUCACGAUGAUCGACUUACAUUGGAAGAGUUCAGGGAAGGUAGCAAAGCAGAUCCAAGAAUCGUACAAGCACUUAGUUUAGGUGGUGACUAAUCAUGUGGAAGUUAGUGUGGGUUUGUAGUGUUAAUAAUAAACCAACAUAAAACGCAUAAUAUUAAAAUAUUCAUUGGGUAAACAUUCUAUUUGAUCAAGAAUCAAGAGCAUGGAACGUCUCUCAAAUUACUAAUCAUACCCCUAAAACAUAAUAUAAAAUUUCUAAGAAGUGACUAAAGAUUUUUCUCUCCUUAACUCAAACAAAACAUAAGCUUUUGUGUAAAAAGAAAAAAGAAAUAAAAAAAAUUCAUCUCGACAUUAUAGUUGAUAAAGAAGAAUGAAUUUUUGCUCUUGAAUUUCACAUCUUCCAGAAUUUGGAAUCUAAAAAACUAAUUUAGUUAUGUUUGAAAAUUAUUUUUUGUUAAUGUUUGAAAACCAAUAAUCGAUAUAUUGUUGGUAAAUAUAACGCACACUAUACUAACUUAAAAGUGUAUGAUUCUACUAAGCACUAGCUUACAAAGCCAACACUAUUCUUCAGUUUAUUUUAAUAAACUUCUUUAUCAAAUUAAUAAAAAAAA